ACGGCGAGGCCUGGCUGCGCCCAUGGAGCCGAGGUUCGUCGGCCCUGGGCCCUAUCGCGCCACCCGGCUGUGGAACGAGAUAAUAGAACUUUUUCGAGCUGGAAUGCCUUUACGAAAGCAUCGGUGUCGUUUCAAAACCUACGAGCGUUGCUUCAAAGCUUCGGAAGCAGUGGACUGUUUACAUGAACUGCUUGGUUCUAAUCAAAACUUUGGACCAGAAGUGACUCGCAAUCAAACGGUUAAGCUGCUUAAAAAGUUCCUGAAGAAUCAUGUUAUUGAAGAUAUUAAAGGACGAUGGGGCAAAGAGGACUUUCAAGAUGACGGCCAGUUAUACAGAUUUCCUCCUUCCUCGCCACUGAAGCCAUAUCCGAAGAAACCUUCCUGUAGAAAGGAAGUAAUUAAAUUUCCAGACUGGAAUGAACCCAAGGCUGGCACUUCCCAAGAACAUAUCCCAGUGAAAUCAAUCUCAACAAGCUCUGAGAUGUGGUACAAGCGACACAGUAUAGCUAUAGGGGAAGUACCAGCAUGUAAACAUGUGUUCCGCAGAGAAUUAACACAAACAAAUAUAGAACAGAUAUGGAAAUCCAUGAUUUUAGCACAAUUACAAAAGGUCUUGGGUUUGGAUUCUCUGGAUGAAGUUUUAGACACAAAACUUGUGAAUUCAACAUAUAUAGUCCAAAAUGCAUACAAUGUCAAUAAGCAAGGCAUUGUCAUUUUAGAAGACAAAUCAAAAGAACUACCUCACUGGAUAUUAUCAGCAAUGAAAUGUCUAGCAAACUGGCCAAGUUACUCAUAUUUGAAACAGGCUACAUACUCAGGAUUUGAAAGAGAUGUCUUCAAAACUAUAGUGGACUACUUUGGACAGAUGAAAGAACCUCUUCUCACAUUUAAUUUUUUUGAUGUUUUUGUUAGCAUUUUAGGUCUACUGCAAAAACACAGCAAGGCUGUAGAAGCUCUUCAGAUAUCUUGUCUCCUGCUGCCACCGGAAAAUCGUAAAGGAUUACAACUGUUAGUGAGGAUGAUGGCAAAAAUCAGCUGCAAUAAGGAUUUGCCGCCUCUUUCUGAAUCCGUGCGGACCAGGACCUUGAUUGUUCAGGCAUUUUCCCGUUGUAUCCUAUGCUCAAAGGAUGAAAUGGACUUGGAUGAACUGCUUUCUGCUAAACUGGUAUCUUUUCUCAUGGACAAUUAUCAGGAAAUUUUAAGUGUUCCUUCCACCUUAAAAUCUUCUAUAGAAGAACAUAUUAUACAUCUCCAGAGAGUCCAAAUAAAGUAUGCUGGAGCUGAAACUGGUGCAGCUUUUCCUCCUCCAUCAUUCUGUCACCAAAUCAGUGCAGAUGAGUUUGAAUGCCAAAGGGCAACUGGCUCUCAAGAACCACUGGCAGCUUUAUUGGAAGAAAUUGCAACGAAUAAAGAAAUAUCAGUGAAAGAUAAGAAGAAGAAACUGAAGCAAUUUCAGAAAUCCUAUCCUGAAGUAUAUAAAGAACGAUUUCCUACUCCUGAAACUGAAGCGGUGCUAUUUGCAGAAAAGAAUAAACAGAAACCGCCAAUUCUGAUGUGGGCCUUAAAAAAGCCUUUUCAACCAUUUCACAGAACCAGAAGUUUUAGGAUGUAAAUGGUUCAAAUUGUAUCAGUAAACUGAAUCAGAGUGUAUUAUUAAUGGAUCUUAUGCAAGAGGAGCCUGAGCAGCAUAUAGUCACUCAAAGAAAAAACAACAGAGAAACUACUGAGGUGGUAGAAAAAGUCAAAGGAACUGGAAAGUUUUGAGGUGGUAUAAAUGUGAGCUAUUGCCAGUAUUUUUGUAAAUCAUUGUUUUUUUAAAUGUAUGUUGUUUAAUAAAACUGAACAAACUUGUGGGGAUAAUCUAUACAUAGGUCAUGAAGUACACUUACUGUAGUUUGAUUUGACCAUUUCAAGGUCUGAAUGUACUCUUGUGUAAUGUGUUGUUGGUAACUAGUCCACUUUUUUCCUUGUUUGUGCCUUUUUUCUUCUCUGAAUAUGAGUCUUUUGUAGUUUGCUCACAUAUCUUGGGGAGCUAACUUGGUGUAUAUGCUUGAAUAAGUAGAAAACACUGGAUUUUGAUUUGCUGUUGUACAUUUUUGUGCUCUUGAUAUAUAAGACUUGUUUUGGAAAAUUGUAAAAACUCAUUUCUUAUUCAUAUUAUACAUUUCAGCCUGUGUCAAGUCCUGCUGAAGCUCCACUAACCUCUGUAGUGCUGCCUCAUUCUUUUAAGCACACCGGUCUUUUAAGUCUUUUUCCAUAUCCUCUAACUAAAUAUUACCAUAUAAAAUUAGAUGCUUGACAAUAGCACUAAUUUUAUCAGAAAAAUUUGAAAUCUGGAAGCAUGCAUACCUUUAAUGAUUUAAUUUGUUUGGCAUUAUGAAAUCUACUGUACCCUUAACUUUACUGCACAUACUUGAUGCUUACAGCACUUUUAAGCUGUUAAAACAUUGCUGUUUUCUGAUACGUAUGAGUGGUGAUUUCAUGUUAUCCAGGAGAGAUUUGAAAGAGCAGCAUUGCAUCACUUCCUGAAUGUCAGACUAGUCAUGCAGGAGUGAAAACAGCUGAAGUCUCAACAAAUAUGUAUCUGACAUUUUAGUAAGUGACAUGAUCACUGUUUUGUAUUGCAAAAUUUUUACAGGAUUUUCACUUUGCUAACCUCCUAACCAGUCAACAAGCUUUAAGAUGUGUAUUUCAUCCUGUAGAUUGGGAUGUUUCUUGGGCAGUGUGAUUCUGAAUAGUUUGUGUUUCCACAACCUGUUUUCACACAUCAGUUAUACUUGAACUAUCAAUAUUUUUCUUAAGCAAAAUUGAUACAAAAGGGUACUAUUUUAAAAUAAAGACAUAUUAAGAACA
Molecule: messenger RNA, 2853 nt
Organism: Pogoniulus pusillus (Red-fronted tinkerbird)
Lineage: Eukaryota; Metazoa; Chordata; Aves; Piciformes; Lybiidae
Gene: DEPDC1B
Product: DEP domain containing 1B
Exons: 11
Coding region: 23-1612 (529 amino acids)
Biological process (GO): intracellular signal transduction; positive regulation of Wnt signaling pathway
Source: RefSeq, a predicted model, not a curated record